AUGUUGCUUAUUGCCUCGAACGAUUCAAAGGUUAUUCCGCUGAAAGCGACUCCGAACACCAAGCGAGUCCGUGCAUCUCAAGUUUGCAUUAAUUUACGUUUCGCUCAAACUCAUCAAAAUCUACCGGAUAAGACAGAGAUAGAUAGUGGUAUCAAUGUUUCGCCGAAUGUCUACAGUUCUAAAUACGACCGGGGAUAUCCCAAGGAUGGUAAGGAACCCGGAUCUGAUGAUGGCUUCCUGGAGAAAUCAAGGGCAAUCCUCAAAUGUUAUAGUUAUCCGGAUAGGCGGCUAACCGGCCGCAUGCCUGACUUCAGCCCUCCUUGGGACAAACAACCAGACUCGGAACAA
Molecule: messenger RNA, 348 nt
Organism: Iphiclides podalirius (scarce swallowtail)
Lineage: Eukaryota; Metazoa; Arthropoda; Insecta; Lepidoptera; Papilionidae
Source: the annotation of a GenBank genome assembly